CACCUUUAGUUGAUCAAUUAAUUAAUUUAUGGAAGGGAAUAGACUUAUCGAAAACUUUUGAACAUCCUAAUGGAAAAAUAAUUAAAGGAGUCAUUAUUUAUUAUUCUUAUAAUAUACCUGUAGCAAGAAAGCUUUGCGGGUUUAUCUCUGCGAAAAUUACAUAUCAUAGAUAUCUUAAACAUGCUAAUUUUGAUGAUAAAAAGCAGACGAAUUUUGGCAAAUUGGACAAUAUAAAUAGCUAA
Messenger RNA from Funneliformis caledonium, 242 nucleotides. The record is from the annotation of a GenBank genome assembly. NCBI's taxonomy places the organism in Eukaryota, Fungi, Glomeromycota, Glomeromycetes, Glomerales, Glomeraceae.